AUGAAAGUACAUAUAUGUCUGCAAGUGAAUGUUGCAGGACGACGAAGGCAUGGCUAUGUUCGAGGAUGCUUAUCUGAUAUACAUGGAUACAAUCACAGUUUAGUACGAGCCCUCAGCGAACAUCCUGGAUGCCUCGAUACUACAGCUCGUCAACUUUUCAUGCCAACUGCACUGCGGCAAGAACUAGAACCGUCGCGUCUAGCCAUUUGUGGAUGUCACACGAAUCUCUGUAAUUCGUCGUCGACCCCUCAUCUUCUCAUGUCAAUUUUUAUGACAACAACAUUCGUCGUCCUCCUCAUCUUCACUACCAUGUUGUAA
Molecule: messenger RNA, 318 nt
Organism: Strongylus vulgaris
Lineage: Eukaryota; Metazoa; Nematoda; Chromadorea; Rhabditida; Strongylidae
Source: the annotation of a GenBank genome assembly